Messenger RNA from Vicia faba (fava bean), 318 nucleotides. The record is from the annotation of a GenBank genome assembly. NCBI's taxonomy places the organism in Eukaryota, Viridiplantae, Streptophyta, Magnoliopsida, Fabales, Fabaceae.
AUGGACGACAUUGUGUCAAACGAGUUUGAUCAGAAAAGAGACCAUGUUUCUUCGUUCUUGGAAUGCUAUAUGAGGCAAUAUAACGUCUCUAGGGAAGGAGUAGUUCAAGAAGGUCGAAAGAGAAUAGUUGAUGCUUGGAAAGAUAUCAAUAAGGAAUCUCUUAUGCCAACUGAUGUUCCAAGGCCUUUUCUAACACACAUUAUAAACCUUUCACGUUUUAUGGAUGUCGUUUAUAAAGAUAAAGAUAACUUCACACAUUCUGAAGGAGAAAUGAAGGCAUUCAUCAAAGCUUUGCUUCUUGAUCCUAUGAAAAUUUGA